Prosopis cineraria is the source of this 1264-nucleotide messenger RNA. RefSeq names its product signal recognition particle 14 kDa protein-like. Gene Ontology annotation, molecular function: endoplasmic reticulum signal sequence receptor activity; 7S RNA binding. Gene Ontology annotation, biological process: SRP-dependent cotranslational protein targeting to membrane. The transcript is spliced from 3 exons. Gene Ontology annotation, cellular component: signal recognition particle, endoplasmic reticulum targeting. NCBI's taxonomy places the organism in Eukaryota, Viridiplantae, Streptophyta, Magnoliopsida, Fabales, Fabaceae. The coding region runs from base 355 to 714 and encodes 119 amino acids. The record is from RefSeq and is a predicted model, not a curated record.
AUACUUAAUUGAAGUCGACUCCCGUCGAAUCUUUUGUGCACCCCUGCAUCCACCUACAGGCUUUCCUAAACCCCGUCUUCGAUCCUCUCUUCACUUCCCGACUCACCGUGCCUUGAUCUAACCGGCGACGGAAUUUCCGAUAAUUCUGUGACCUUCAACUAUGAGCAAUGGUCUGAACUAAAGAUGAAGAAAUGUGCAGAAUGUUGUAAACAUAUUUUUGGGUCAUUCUACCUUACGUUUUCGACUUUCCCAAAUUCGCUAGGUUCUGCUUCAACUAGAUCCGUUCCUUAAUGAACUGACGAGCAUGUUCGAGCGAAGCACUGAGAAGGGCUCUGUUUGGGUUACUCUUAAACGAUGUGUGUGUCAUUGUUCUCUUCUUCAUGGACUCAUAUUUUAAGUUUAUCUAUUUGGGAAUUUAUUGUUGUUUUGCCGUUUGUUGUGGCUUUAGCCUCCUUAAAGUCUAAAGUGCAGAGGAAUAAAUUGGCUUCUGCUGGUGAAACAAUUGAGUAUAGAUGUCUCAUUCGCGCUACUGAUGGGAAAAAGACGAUUUCUACUUCAGUUGGACAAAAAGAUCACCUGCGCUUUCAAUCUUCCUAUGCAACUAUACUGAAGGCCCACAUGACUGCUCUGAAGAAGAGAGAAAGGAAGGACAAGAAGAAGUCUGCAGAAACUGAUAAAAGACAAGGCAGUUCAAAGAAAGCCAAGAAGGCUUGAAUCUGCAGACUUAUCCUUUUGCUCGGAGUUUCAGUCCAAACCCACAAGAAGACUAUUGUGUUUUCAGUGCCAGGCCUUUGAUUUUUCUUUCCUUCUUUGGAAGUGAAAACGAAAAGCUAGAAGAAUUCUUGCAAUUUUGAUCAAUUUGAGGAUAAGGUAUACAACUAAUCACAUUUAAUACCAUUUUAAGCAAAAGUAGUUGCUGAAGUCGCUUUGUGUGGAGUUUUCAUGCAUAACAAAAACAGAUAUUUACUGGUGCAUUAUACACACCCGCAUGAAAAAACUAGGAGCUAAGUCUAUAUGGAUGCUUUCGUCAUAAGCAGUACUUCUUAGAGAGACUAAAGAGAAUAGUUCAAUACCUUAAUCUGCAUCCAAAAACGCAUAAGCUUGGUUUGGAUGGUGAAAAAAGUGGGAAGAAAAUAUGAAGAAGAGAAAACUAGGUGUGAUUUUGUUAUUUUUAUGUUAGAGUUUUCCCUUUUAAUUUUCUUUUCUCCUUUUUUUCUCUCCAUUCAAAUUAAGGUUUAAGUUUAAAUAAUUGUCUUUUUCUGUC